AUGUCUAGUCUUUUUCAACAACGAGCCCCCGAAGGCUGUCGCAGUGACGCCUACCCCUCCGGCAUUGACAAUACAUUCAACCCUGAACUCAAGUUUGCCUGGACCGCCUGGACCAACGGCACCGAAAUUGCUGUGAGAGCUUGCUGCGAAGACUCGCCGAUUAUUGUCUACAAAGAGUGCUGGCUCACAUGCGAGCUUCCAGACAGCAUCCAGAAGAAUAUCACGGAGGAUGUCUCCGCAGCCAUGGCUUUUAGUCGCUGUGUAAACCUGAACUGGCCAGAGAACACGGGUCGGCCCACCCUGUCAUUCGGAGGCACAAGAUCAGGCCCCGCGAUGCCUUCUGCCGCGGUGCCCAACUUGGGCCACUUGAUGCUCCUCGUUUUGGGCCUUCUUUGUCUCAUGCGAUAG
Messenger RNA from Clonostachys byssicola, 408 nucleotides. NCBI's taxonomy places the organism in Eukaryota, Fungi, Ascomycota, Sordariomycetes, Hypocreales, Bionectriaceae. The record is from the annotation of a GenBank genome assembly.